Molecule: messenger RNA, 1338 nt
Organism: Caenorhabditis remanei
Lineage: Eukaryota; Metazoa; Nematoda; Chromadorea; Rhabditida; Rhabditidae
Exons: 2
Coding region: 1-1338 (445 amino acids)
Source: RefSeq, a predicted model, not a curated record
AUGAGCAUUACGCCGAGAAGUAUCGGCAAGAUACGAUUCCAGCGCAUCAUCUUCAUUCUUCUGGUUGUUGUCGUUGGUUUGGGCGUCCUAUAUGGAUCGGUCUUCAAGCGAGUCUUCUGGUGGUCUUCUUAUUGGGAUAAGAAGUCAGUUGAGCUGGCGAGAGAACCAAAACAAGAGGGAGAAAGUGAUAAACUGAAGAUAUCGAUUGAACUCAUCAUCUUUUAUAUAUUCUCUUAUCAAGAUGCUCCAUUUUUUUGGCACGUUUCAAAGGUGCUGAGCCAAGGGGCGGAGUCAGAGCAAGCUCCAGGGCGUCCCUGUUUUGAGGUAAUCGCUACUUCUAAGGUGCUGAGCCAAGGGGCGGAGUCAGAGCAAGCUCCAGGGCGUCCCUGUUUUGAGGUAAUCGCUACUUCUAAGGUGCUGAGCAAAGGGGCGGAGUCAGAGCAAGCUCCAGGGCGUCCCUGUUUUGAGGUAAUCGCUACUUCUAAGGUGCUGAGCCAAGGGGCGGAGUCAGAGCAAGCUCCAGGGCGUCCCUGUUUUGAGGUAAUCGCUACUUCUAAGGUGCUGAGCAAAGGGGCGGAGUCAGAGCAAGCUCCAGGGCGUCCCUGUUUUGAGGUAAUCGCUACUUCUAAGGUGCUGAGCAAAGGGGCGGAGUCAGAGCAAGCUCCAGGGCGUCCCUGUUUUGAGGUAAUCGCUACUUCUAAGGUGCUGAGCAAAGGGGCGGAGUCAGAGCAAGCUCCAGGGCGUCCCUGUUUUGAGGUAAUCGCUACUUCUAAGGUGCUGAGCAAAGGGGCGGAGUCAGAGCAAGCUCCAGGGCGUCCCUGUUUUGAGGUAAUCGCUACUUCUAAGGUGCUGAGCAAAGGGGCGGAGUCAGAGCAAGCUCCAGGGCGUCCCUGUUUUGAGGUAAUCGCUACUUCUAAGGUGCUGAGCAAAGGGGCGGAGUCAGAGCAAGCUCCAGGGCGUCCCUGUUUUGAGGUAAUCGCUACUUCUAAGGUGCUGAGCAAAGGGGCGGAGUCAGAGCAAGCUCCAGGGCGUCCCUGUUUUGAGGUAAUCGCUACUUCUAAGGUGCUGAGCAAAGGGGCGGAGUCAGAGCAAGCUCCAGGGCGUCCCUGUUUUGAGGUAAUCGCUACUUCUAAGGUGCUGAGCCAAGGGGCGGAGUCAGAGCAAGCUCCAGGGCGUCCCUGUUUUGACGUAAUCGCUACUUCUAAGGUGCUGAGCAAAGGGGCGGAGUCAGAGCAAGCUCCAGGGCGUCCCUGUUUUGACGUAAUCGCUACUUCUAAGGUGCUGAGCAAAGGAACGGAGUCAGAGCAAGCUCCAGGGCUGUGUUUUAAAAUGUUUUAG